This is a messenger RNA of Stegastes partitus (bicolor damselfish), 994 nucleotides long. Its product is annotated as C-type lectin domain family 4 member E-like. Lineage: Eukaryota; Metazoa; Chordata; Actinopteri; Pomacentridae. The transcript has 6 exons. Bases 29 to 922 code for a protein of 297 amino acids. The record is from RefSeq and is a predicted model, not a curated record.
AGUGGGCAGUCGCAGCAACAGUGCAGACAUGGAGAGUCCACAGAGAGGAGCAAAUGGCAGCAAAGACGCAUCUCUUUAUCAAAAAUUUGGACAAGCAAUCACAGGUGGUGACAUGUUUCCAAACCAUCGACUGGUCAUACUGGGCCUGGGGCUGCUGAAUGCUGUGUUACUGAUCGCUGCUGUUGUCAUUGGAUUUAACUGUGCCAAAGUCAAAGAGAGCUCCCUUCACAUCACCCACCCGGCCGCAACACAGCUCAUCAGUGAGCUCGCCUAUCUCCGUAGCAACCACAGCGACAUGAUUGAAGCUGAAGAGGAGGCCAAGAGGACGUUGGACAGAGCGAUCAAAGGCCACGCACAACUAAAGGUGAAAAUCGAGCAGCUGAAGGCAACUAAUGACGGCCAUCAGAGACAGAUUGAAGAGCUGCGAGCAGAGAAGACAAACCUGCAGGUCAAUAUAUCGUCUAUGGAGGGAACCUGUGGCAGAUGCCUCCCUGGAUGGGUUCUUCUCAACUCCUCUUGCUAUUUCUUUUCCUACUCUCUGUCCUCCACUGUUAAAAAGAACUGGCCAGACAGCAGAGCGGACUGCAUUAGCCGUGGCUCUGACCUGAUUGUGAUUGAUAACCAGGAGGAGCAGAAAUUUGUAAGCAGCACCAUCACCAACAUGAGAAGUGCCAGUAACGUUUGGCAAAGCGGCUUCUGGAUUGGUCUCACUGACAUGGAUGUAGAGGGGAAAUGGGUGUGGAUUAAUAAUGUCACGGAGGUAGAGCAAAGAUACUGGAUGCCCGGGGAACCAAACGACCAACACCAGGGAGAGGACUGUGGGGUUGCAGUUUACAGCUCCAUAAAUCCCUGGGAGACCCGAUACGAUGGAAGAUGCACUGUGUUUAAGCUACACUGGAUAUGUGAAACACCAUCAAGAUAGACUUGAGAUGUGCUCUUGCUCUGCUGGUCAAGAAGUUUGGAGCUGUUGAGAAUAAAAUACUGUUAACAUGUG